UGCUGAACAGUAUGGAUCAACAUCAUCGCAGACAUCGAUCUAGGAGCCCUAAAAGUCGUCGGCCUUCUGGGUAUUCCAGUUCGUCACUAAGUGCGCAGACUGUGUCGCACGAAGAUUCUCCCAGAUCGCAAUCCACAACUUCGUCGCUAUCAGUUGUUCUGAGCUUGCAGGGUUCGCCUGAGUCUCUAGCCGCGUCUCAGAGUUCCAGUUUUCCGUCUCUACUCAUAUCUCACCAAUCGUCAUCGUGAGAGGCUUCUAACAGUUCACAGAGGGCAUCUCAAACCGUGUCGUACAGUGCUCUCGCUUAUUCUUCCCCUUCGCAAAUUGUUUCGCACUCAGACUCUCCAGGUUCACAGCAGGAGUCUGUUAACCUGCGGCAACCUUCCUCUGAUGAUAGGAGUACUUCACAAUUUGGAGAAAAUGCAGAGAAGUUCACUGAAGGCGAAAAUGAAAACGAGGAGAAAUUGUCAGUGGUCGCUGGACCUGAAAUUGGCGCAACUGCAGUUCCUGUUUCUCUUGGGUGCCCAGCUUCUGAGGCUUCUAAAGGUUCUAUGGAAUUCUUCAACUCGGUUUUUGGUAGAGUUCUGCGUGUCACUUCUCAAAAUCUUCACCACAUUGUUGAGAAUAGGCUACAGCCAAACACAGAGGGUGCAGGAGUGCAAAAUAUGAGGCUGUUUGGAGAUAUUAUUACAGUACCACUUGUUUGUGAUAUGAAAAGCAGUGAACUCAAUUCCUUUUUCAUACUGACAAACCCCAGAGAGUUGCAUUUUGAUGAGAACAUUUGCUGGUCUACCGGGAAACCUGAGCAAGAGAACAAUCAUUAUGUUCUCCAUAUGACAGUAUACCUCUUUUUGAAGAGAAUCUGGUUAAACCGGGUUGUGGACAGCUUUGUUCAAAAGGGGUGAGGAAGGGUCAAGUAAUGAAGAUCAUUGUCCAGAAAUCCGGGAUGUAUUGGGAAGGAAGAGGC
Molecule: messenger RNA, 967 nt
Organism: Cuscuta epithymum
Lineage: Eukaryota; Viridiplantae; Streptophyta; Magnoliopsida; Solanales; Convolvulaceae
Source: the annotation of a GenBank genome assembly